AUGGCAGGACAAGUUGCAGCAAUAAAGUUACGACAGUUUAUAGAUCCAGCACCAGAGACCAUUCCAGGAACUAUUUUUCAUCAGGGAAAGGAUGUUAUUGGUUACUUUCCUGGACAGCUGGCACGAAUUUACAUUGCAUAUCCUCCUGAAGGACAGUUAAGACCUUUUACAAAGUUACCAUCAGGUCCCCCAAAAGAAGAAAUAAUAUAUCCACAUGAGUUUGAUUAUUUAAUUCUGCACCAGUAUAUUCAUUAUCAAAGUGCAAAGAUGAAGGUCCUUGACUGGUAUACACAAACUACAUACAAAGAAGCAUUUACAUUACCAUGUUUCAAAUCAGGUAGUGCAGAUAAUUAUCGCCACAGAUCAGAUGCUGAAAUAAUGUCACUUUGGAAAAGUACGUCUGCUGUGAAGAAAGAGAGAAUUAAACCUUCUUUCAUGGGUUUUGGAUAACUUCUAACUUCUGAAAUUCUUCUCUUUUUAAAGCAGCAAUAUGAAAAGAUCCUAUUAGACUUCUUCAAAUGUACUAAAGAUGACUGUUAACCCUUAUGUAAAAGCUGUAUAAUUUUAAAGAUGGUUAGAUUUGACUAUAGAAUUUUUCUAAAAUUCCAUUGUAAAUAGCAAAAAGAAAACAUAUUUCAGUCUAAGAAAUGGAACUUCAGCAAAAUAAUAGAUUAAGAAGCAGCAUUCUAACCUCUCACUGUAGUAAAUAGCAGUCAUUGUUAUAGGAAAAUUUUUAUGAAAAAUGUUCUAUUCUGUCUCAAAUAGACACAAAAUUAAAAAAUAAUAUUCAACAUCCCCCCAAAACAAAAUUUUCCUCACUAUUUCAUAGUCACCACAUGAUUAUUACCACAAUGUUUUUAACCAUCUGUUUGGAUAAUUUAAUAAAGAGUUUGAUGAAGUCACCACACAUUUUGAACAUUUAAAAUGUUAUUGGCACCAUUUAUUUUUAUUUUUAUUUUUCCAGAAAUUUCUAAUGUACUGAAGGGAAAUCAUUUAAGAACACAAUAAUUUUGCAAAAUAAUCAAAAGGUAAUAUCCAACAGUAUACCAUUAUUA
Messenger RNA from Pseudonaja textilis, 1055 nucleotides. RefSeq names its product sperm microtubule inner protein 3 (gene SPMIP3). The record is from RefSeq and is a predicted model, not a curated record. Lineage: Eukaryota; Metazoa; Chordata; Lepidosauria; Squamata; Elapidae.